Messenger RNA from Gadus morhua (Atlantic cod), 2576 nucleotides. RefSeq names its product BAR/IMD domain containing adaptor protein 2 like 2b (gene baiap2l2b). Gene Ontology annotation, cellular component: nucleoplasm; cytosol. The record is from RefSeq and is a predicted model, not a curated record. The transcript is spliced from 13 exons. Bases 758 to 2257 code for a protein of 499 amino acids. Gene Ontology annotation, molecular function: protein binding. NCBI's taxonomy places the organism in Eukaryota, Metazoa, Chordata, Actinopteri, Gadiformes, Gadidae. Gene Ontology annotation, biological process: positive regulation of actin filament polymerization; actin crosslink formation; actin filament bundle assembly.
CUCUCUCUCCUGUUCUCUCUCUUUCUCUCCCAAAGUGGGUGAGACAGGAGUACACAGGUGUAUUAACAGAUGAGAGAGAGAGAGAGAGAGAGAGAGAGAGAGAGAGAGAGAGAGAGAGAGAGAGAGAGAGAGAGAGAGAGAGAGAGAGAGAGAGAGAGAGAGAGAGAGAGAGAGAGAGAGGAAACAAAGUGCCGAGUUAUCACUUCACCGAAGUUUAAUCGUGUCUUGCGGAGCCUUCACCAGAAGCUGAGCAGGGAUGGCAGUGAAAGUGCCUUCAUCUGUCUGAUGAGUCUGCCUCAGGUGGACAUUAAAGGGCCAGGAGAGAAACCAUAGCCGUAGAGUAACUACAUGGACUGAGCAGUGCUACUAUUACUUUGCUUGUUGAUUGAGUGAAGGUGACUUUCACUGUCCUGAAUUAAGCUGGGAAUCCGCUGGAAAGAAGUCGGACACUUGUUGUUGACCUACUUGGCAUAGCGUUUGUGUAUUUGUUAUUUAUUUUUUUAGCAAGUUUACAUUUAAUUCAAGCUUGCAUCAGUCACCAUGUCUGGAACCAGCGAUCUACUACACAAAUCGACCCUAUCUGUGUACUCGGUGAGUACUGUUUCAAAGACUGAACGUUGACUUCUCUGUUUCAUGCUAUUUGGCCUUUUAUUUGUGCAUCCAACUGUUGUUGGGGAUGUUAUUUUAAGAUAAGUGUAUUUUUACGGUUGUUUCGGUUGACUUCAUAUGUAAUACCAGGUCUCGUAUACCUACAGCUAUGCAUUGCUUUUUGAAAUGGUUCAUAUUGCAUGUGCUAUGGGUUGCCUUCCUUCAUGUCUGUUUUCUGUCUUCUUUCCAGAACUUGAUGGACCAGUUCAACCCAGGACUUCAGAAUCUGGUUACUUUAGGGAACAGCUAUGUCAAGGCCUUUCAAGCCUUGGGAGUUUGCAGUGAAGCGUACUUCAGUGCUGUGGCCAAAAUGGGAGAACAGGCUAUGCACACACUUUCCUCCCGCUCACUCGGAGAUGUGUUGGUCCAGAUCUCAGAGACUCAGAGGCGGCUAACAGCAGAGAUGGAAGGCGUGUUCCGCUGGUUCCAGGUCGAGGUUCUGCAGGCCAUGGAGAAGAAGGUGAAGCUGGAUGAGGAAUACAUGGAUGGCAGCCGCAGGGUGUAUGAGCUGGAGGUCAGGAACCAAGCAGAGGCCCUCGAGAAACAACUCAGACGAGGGACCUUCAGGGACUCACUGGAGAACAGUGAGUACAUGCAGUACCUGAGGCAGAGCCAGCAGGAGAUCCUGAAGGAGGAGGAGAGGAGGUACCGCUUCCUUGCCGAGAAGCACUGUGGCCUUAGCCAAUCACUGCUCUUCCUCAUCAACAAGACAGGCGGCUCCCUGCAGCAGAAAGCCGACGGGUGGAAGGAGAAAAUGAACGAGAACAAAGGGGCCAGACCUCGAACGCCCACGCCUGCUGAUCAGGAGGCCCAGCUGCGCGGGUCGGUGAGCUCCCUGCUGCAGACGGUGGCCAGGGAUGAAGACAUGUCUUGGGCACGCAGGGAGCAGCAGGCCCUGGGCAGAGUGCCCUCUAGAGCUCCGUCCCCGCUGCCCAGCCGCUCCCGGUCCAGCUCGGUGGGGGAGUCCCUGGGCCUGACCCCGGGGAGGGCCAUGCGGGCACUGGUGGCCCACCCGGCCUCCUCCAACCCCAAGCUGCUGUCCUUCACCCGGGGGGAGACGGUCACCGUGCUGCUCCUGGAGCCCCGCAACGGCUGGCUGUACGGCCGCACCGACGCCAACCUGCGCCAGGGCUGGUUCCCUGCAGCCUACGUGGCCCCUGUUGAGGAGCAGGUCAACUCUCUAGCCAUCAGUGACACCACGGUGAGGAGCAGCAGCAUGAACAACCUCCUGGACCCGGCUGACAACGCGGCCGACCAAUCAGAGAGCAAGAGCUACGGCGACGUCCCGCCUCCGGCCACGCCCAUCCGCCGGGCCUCGGUGGACGUGCGAGCCGGCUCGCCGAGGGCGGAGCCUGCCGCGGACGCCGGGCCCAAUAACCCAGCGAGGAGGAGAUACAGCGAGCUGCCCCCGCCCCCGCCCCCUCCCCCGCCCCUACAGGGUCCCGUCAGGGGGCCGGCGGACUUCAGACCCGUCUCCCCGCUGCCCGAGGCGAACCUUUCACCAGCCGGCCCAGAAAACCCCCUCUUUCCCAGGGGGACCAACCCAUUCGCCACCGUCAAGCUCCGUCCGACCACCACAAAUGACAGAUCUGCUCCACGGGUCCUUUGAUCUGUCAUCGCUCCGUCACCCUACCGCCUGAGGUUGGUGAUCACGGAGCUUCCUCUGCCUGCCUGAUAGACCAGACAGGCCUCAGGGAGGUCCCUCCUUAAAGGGGAGAAGUCAUGCGUGGCUAUAUUGUAAAUCAGAGAGAAGAGAAAUCUCUGCCACAUCAACUUUGUUUUACACAAGAAAAAUAUUUUACCAAAUUUAUUAUUUUUACCAUAUUUACCAUUAACAUCCACAAUGGUCCAACUUGCGGUUCAUCUUGCAGGCCGCAGGCUCCCAUAUUAGAAAAUAGCGAAUGUGACAGUUCCCCUUCAAGCCCUGG